UGUUUUUAAUUUAAUUUGGUAACACUGGUAUAAUAAAUCACUAGUGCGAAACAUGUGUUAAAUGUACAUGUUAAUUUGUAUUUGUUAUUAAAUAUUUAUACAUUUGAGAUUUUACGCGAAAGUAACACCGUCAUUUAGAUUUACGUUGAUAGAUAGCCAAGGAGCUAACAUGUGAGUAGCUGCUUCUGUUGACUUGACAGCUACACCUCUUAACUCAUGACAAUAAAACAGCAAGUAUUCAAUGAAGAGAAAGGUUUAGAAUAAACGGACGUUGAUACGUUUUUUGUUUUCCUUUUUAACAUAUCCUGCUUCUGCAAAAAAAGCUAACAUUGAAGCUAAAGUUAGCAUGUCCUCUGUCAGCCACUGUCAACACUACAGGCUUCUGUAAAGUUUCAGAAGAUCAGAAGAGCUGCAGCUUCAGUACAUCAUGUCUUCCUGCACAAGGUUGCUUUACUUUGUGAAGCACAGAACCUUGUGGACUCAUGUUCGGAGAAAUCUCACAACAUGGUCUCCUGUUGGAGCUGCUUUCAAUGCCAAACCUCAAAGAAGACCAAAUCUGGUGGAGAAAAACGUGGGUUUGUUUGGAGUGACUGAGCUCAGCUGUCCUGCAGGCUUUCAGGCGGCCACAGAGACGGCUCUGAGGAACACACGACGGCUGGUGGACAAAGUUAUUUCUGGUCCUUCGGGUGUGGAGACAGUCGAGUCUUUUGAUCAGCUCUCAGAUGAGUUGUGUAAAGUGGCUGAUCUGGCAGACUUUGUUAAAGUAGCUCAUCCAGACCCAGCGUUUCGCGAGGCUGCAGAGAAGAGCUGCAUAGAGAUCGGCACGGUGGUGGAGAAACUGAACACUAAUGUGGAGCUUUGUAAUAGUCUUAAAAAAUUGCUGGAGAACCCAGACACCGCGUCUCAGCUGGAUCCUGACUCCAGACGAGUGGCAGAGUUGUUCAUGUUCGAUUUUGAAAUCAGUGGGAUUCAUCUGGAUGAGAAGCUGAGGAAGGAGGCGGUGGCUCUUCAUGUGAAGCUUCUGGAUCUAAACAACGAGUUCCUGGUCAAUUCUCACCAGCCCAACAGGAUCGCCAGGUCUGCGAUUCCCGAACAUCUACACCUGCACUUUGCCAGUGAAGGAAGCUUCAUCCAAGUGGGGGGAUUACACGCUGACUCCCCCGAUGACUUGGUAUGUGCCUGA
Notothenia coriiceps (black rockcod) is the source of this 1183-nucleotide messenger RNA. Its product is annotated as mitochondrial intermediate peptidase-like. The record is from RefSeq and is a predicted model, not a curated record. Gene Ontology annotation, molecular function: metalloendopeptidase activity. Gene Ontology annotation, biological process: peptide metabolic process. Bases 428 to 1183 code for a protein of 251 amino acids. Lineage: Eukaryota; Metazoa; Chordata; Actinopteri; Perciformes; Nototheniidae. The transcript has 6 exons. Gene Ontology annotation, cellular component: mitochondrion.